Molecule: messenger RNA, 1083 nt
Organism: Fusarium musae
Lineage: Eukaryota; Fungi; Ascomycota; Sordariomycetes; Hypocreales; Nectriaceae
Exons: 2
Coding region: 1-1083 (360 amino acids)
Cellular component (GO): cytoplasm
Molecular function (GO): oxidoreductase activity
Source: RefSeq, a predicted model, not a curated record
AUGUUGGAAGCCCGCAACGCAGCGAGCGGUGCUACUGGGAGGAAUGGCGGCCAUAUAAAGCCCGAUUGUUACCGUGGCUUCACAUCGUACUCUAUCUUACAUGAUACUGAUGUUGCAAAGGCUCAGUGCGAAUUUGAAGCCGCCAACUAUCAAGAAACCGCGAAUUUCAUCCAAGAGAAUAAUCUGGCUGCGGAAGUUGAUCUGGUGCAGUAUCGUUCAGCCGACGUAUACCUGACCCCAGAGUCCUGGAAAACCGGGUUGGCAUCGUACAAUGGCUUCAAAGAAUCUGGCGGCGAUGUCUCCGAUAUCAAGGUACUCAGCAGAGCAGAAGCUGAGGAGACUCUACGGGUCAAGUGUUGCUCUGGAGCAAUCACUUUCCCAGCUGCCAGUCUGUGGCCAUAUAAACUCGCAAUUGCUGUUUUACGCAAGGGGCUCAACUUGGGACUAAGUCUUCACACCAAUACCCCUGUCACAAGUGUAUCUCCCGACACCUCAGGACCUUGGAAGGUCUCAACACCCAGAGGGUUUGUGAUGGCAAAUAAGGUCAUCCAUGCAACCAACGGCUAUGCUUCGUAUCUCCUGCCUGAGCUUGAUGGGCGGAUUAUUCCCCUUAAAGGUCAUGUUUCCGCCAUCACUCCCCCACCGGCUUAUAUGGACCAGCCUUUGACAACAUCUUUUGCUUUCAUAUCCAAUGACGACUACGACUAUCUCAUCCAGAGACCAGGUCCCGAAAAGUACCUGAUUUGGGGUGGUGGCGAGGUUGCUCAUCCCAAGGGUCUCUCAGGUGGCUUCGGUGACUGCGAUGACCGUCAUAUCGUGUCUGAAGUCGAGUCCUACAUUUUGAAUGCACCAGUUAAAAUAUUCAGAGACUGGGAAGAGUCCAGGGCAUCUUCAGGGACUAGCUCUGAAGGUGCCGUGGCAUUCUCUUGGAGUGGCAUCAUGGGCCUGAGCAAGGAUCUUCUUCCGUUCUUGGGGGAACUUCCAGGCAAGCCUGGCCAAUAUCUGGCCGGUGGAUAUCACGGACAUGGUAGGUCCAGUAGUCCAGUAACUGGAAAGACUUCUUUGCUAAUAAAGGUAAUUUAG